Solanum lycopersicum (tomato) is the source of this 939-nucleotide messenger RNA. RefSeq names its product cytochrome c oxidase subunit 6b-1. Lineage: Eukaryota; Viridiplantae; Streptophyta; Magnoliopsida; Solanales; Solanaceae. The record is from RefSeq and is a predicted model, not a curated record. Gene Ontology annotation, cellular component: respiratory chain complex IV; mitochondrion.
AGGCCACAGUUUGGAUAUCUCCAACGUGUUUAACCACUGAUAUAGCCUGCCGGUUUGUUGCCUCCGUAGCUUCUACACACUCACUUUUACUCCUAACUUUCUACGAAUAAGCUUAAGGCCAUCAGCUAUUUUCCUUCGUUAAUGGCCGAAGUAGACAACUCAAAAUCUCCAUCUUUAUCUGAGCAAUAUUUACUGAAAGAGAAAGAAGAGAAAUCCACCACAGUGGCUAAUCCAGUGGAAGAAACUGAGGUUAAGGCCUCUUCAACUGCUCCAUCUGAGGAAGAUACUCCAAAAACUGAGGAAACCCCAGUAGUUGAGAGUAGUGAAGCUGUGCCUGCCACAUCUGAAGAAAGCAGUGGAGCCUCUGACUCAACGACACCGGAAAUUAAUGAAGCUUCUCCUCCUGUAGAGGCUGAGAGUGAAAAUCAUGAAUCCGCUGAUGAGACCCCUGAGAUUAAGCUUGAGACUGCGCCUGCUGACUUCCGCUUCCCUACUACAAAUCAAACAAGGCACUGCUUCACUAGAUAUGUUGAAUACCACCGAUGCAUAGCUGCAAAGGGUGAAGGUGCUCCUGAAUGUGACAAGUUCGCCAAGUAUUAUCGAUCCCUUUGCCCCGGUGAAUGGAUUGAUAGAUGGAAUGAGCAGAGGGAGAAUGGCACCUUUCCAGGACCACUGUAAACUGCAUAUUUUGGUUCCAACUCUAAUGCAUCUGAACUCUCAAAUGAAAAGGGAGAGUUCUAUGUGAACAAAUUGUGAUCAAUAAAGUUUUACGUUUCUGAUGGAAUUAGUGUAACCUGAUAAAUGAGUUAAUUGUUUAGAGUCCUUACUUGUGAUUAAACUUAGAAUAUAAAUUUCUUUACUAAACUCUUAUACUUGUUAAUCAUCACUUCAAAUGUUCUCUUAGAGAAUCAUAAUCAAUAAAUCCUUUUGUUUUUUUAA